Coregonus clupeaformis (lake whitefish) is the source of this 2398-nucleotide messenger RNA. RefSeq names its product chloride intracellular channel protein 1. The record is from RefSeq and is a predicted model, not a curated record. Bases 325 to 1053 code for a protein of 242 amino acids. The transcript is spliced from 7 exons. NCBI's taxonomy places the organism in Eukaryota, Metazoa, Chordata, Actinopteri, Salmoniformes, Salmonidae.
CUGCCCAUACUAGUGGACUCCAUCGUAAAUCCCAUACUAGUCGUCGCUCAACUCCAUCGUAAAUCCCAUACUAGUCGUCGCUCAACUCCAUCGUAAAUCGUGGAGUUGAGUUUGGUCGGCUAGGUUAACAACGGAGUACUAAACAUCACUUGUUGCUAGUUGAGUGUUGGCUUGUACGGGGACCUUCCACCAUCAGGAAAUGGAGGAAUGAGUGUUUAGCGAGCGACACAGAGGGAGGGGAAACCGACAAGACGUUUACUGCAAGUCCCAUACAUAACGUGAGCGAAGUCUUCCAGUUCCAGCGCCAACACUUGAAACAAAAAGAUGAGUGACGAAAAUCGACUUCAAGUUGAACUUUUUGUGAAGGCAGGCAGUGAUGGCCAGAGCAUUGGCAACUGUCCAUUCUCCCAGCGCCUCUUCAUGGUGCUGUGGCUCAAAGGAGUCACGUUCAACGUAACCACUGUGGACAUGAAGAGGAAACCAGACAUCCUUAAGGACCUGGCCCCUGGUGCUCAGCCCCCCUUCCUGCUCUACGGGAUGGAGGUGAAAACCGACACCAACAAGAUAGAAGAGUUCCUGGAGGAGAACCUGUCCCCUCCAAAAUACCCCCGCCUGGCUUCCAGGAACCCUGAGUCUAAUACAGCCGGCCUAGACGUGUUCUCCAAGUUCUCAGCCUACAUCAAGAAUUCAAACCCCCAGCUCAAUGACAACCUAGAGAAAGGCUUGCUCAAGGCCCUGAAGAAGCUAGACGACUACCUCGGCUCCCCACUUCCAGACGAGAUUGACGAAAAUAGCGCUGAUGAUGUCACUUCCUCCUUCCGCCCCUUCCUGGAUGGGCAGGACCUCACUCUGGCCGACUGCAACUUGCUUCCCAAGCUGAACAUUGUCAAGGUGGUGUGUCUGAAGUAUCGCACUUUCUCCAUCCCUAAGUCUCUCUCCAACCUGUGGCGGUACAUGGACGCUGCGUACCUCCGCGAGGAGUUUUCCUCUACCUGCCCCAACGAUACAGAGAUACACAUCGCCUACUCAGCCGUGGCUAAAGCACUUAAGUAGGAGGACAAGCGGAUUCCAUCAGUCACACACACCAGCGAAUACACACAUACACACACACACACACACACACCUGUUCAGACAUCCUACACACACUCACCUACGCACACAGUGUACAUGUGGCAUCAUACACACACACUAAUGCACUCACACAUACAUGCACUCAGACACACACGCACCAUUCCAACAACCUUUCUUGAGAACAGGAAAUCAAUAUUACUGUAAGAUCAAGUUGGAAAUAUUUCAUUGGCCAUUUAAGAGUUUGUGAAACUCUCUGAGACUUAUAGUUUAUGGUUCCCUUUUUGUCACGUGCCACAUCCACUCUUAAUACCGUAUAUUCAGGGGCAGUUACACACAGUUAAAGUUCUAAACACGGGCAGUAGGUUACAUAUGGUAGCAUCCAACUGAAGGUAUAGUGGUCUGUUCAGUCACUAUGAUUAAUUCUGCACUGCAUACAUUGCCACAUUACCCCCUAUUAGUUUCUAUCUUUCGGCCAAGCCGUAAAAAAACUGCUCUUCUGUUGUGAUUACACACAGACACGCAUACAUAGACCAGUUUAACUGCUACCUGCAGCUGAAAGAGAGAGGUCUGUUAUAGGCGUGUCUAUAAUUAUAUAUUAUUACAGACAUAUUACAGUGUUGAUAUAUUGUUCAGGGCAAACAGCCGUUAACAGGGUGGAUGACAUGGUCAAUUUGAACCAGUCGUUUUAUACAUGCUUAAUGGUCAGAAGUUAGGCUCAGGGAACGGGAAAGCAGGUCUUGGGCCAGUAGUAAUACAUUGGGGCACAUUAUACAGAGGUGUUUCUCAGCACACAGUUACCCACACCAAAAAUGAUUUCAACAGACCUUGGCUUCCCCUUUCUCCGGGUCGUAGCGCUGUGAAUGGUUAAUCAAGCUUAUAUCCCCCAUUGUAAGACUCUUUUGCUAGUAGUAAUUUACUUCUAUCCCCUCAUUCUAAGUGAAUGAUAUUUUUGAUAGUAUAUAAAAAACUGUGUGAGGCUCAUAUUGCAGGGCAGUUGAGUUACUCCAGACGAAGUAAUAUGGCUAUUGUUGCUGCUUUGUGUGAACUUUAGGUUAUUGAAGAAGUACUUGACUUUGUUUGGCCUUGAGGCACCAAGCCGGUUCAGUCAUGUUUCACUGUAAAGCUGAGGGAAAACUACAGGAUGUAAUGCAGACGUGCACACACCUGCUCGCAUGACUAAACCCUAAACGUCACAUUAAUAAAAAAUUGAGAUAUUCAUUGCAUAUAUAACUGAAACUAAACGAUUGUGCAUUUGUACUCUUUUAUAUGGUUAUUGACAAUGGAAGACUCAAUUAAACUUGAAAAAAUAAAAGAGUUUGAACCUUUA